GGAGUCACAAAAGAAGAAGAAGAGGAAGAAGAACCCGGAAGUUCGGCGCCACGUCAUCGUUGAUACCUGCCCGUCGGGUUCUUGCGGGCGGUCUGUUCCAGUUCGGGUUCCGGAUGUAGUCUGGACCUGGUUCUGGACUUUCCGCCGGGCUGCCGUGUUUCCAAGAUGGAGGAGGCGGAGAUUUAUGACGUCAGAGACGACAGUCCGCGUAGAACCCUGAGGAACCCGGAUCUGAGCUCGUGGACCGGCUCGGUCGGGGAGGUUCUGGCCCAGUUCGGGUGGGCGCUCCUGUUGCUAUGCUCCGCCCUGUACCUGCUGGUCCAGUUCCUGAAGAAGAGGAGGCGGGAGGGGGGCUCAGAGGAGCCUGUUCCUGAGACAGAAGGAAGAGCGGAAGCUCUGGAAGCAGCCAGGAGGAGAAUGCAGGAGGAGCUGGACUGCAGAGCAGCUUUGUACAAGGAGAAGAUGAGACAGCAAGAAGAACAGAAGAGGAGGCAAAGGAUUGAAACAUGGGAGAGCAUACGGAGUGGGAGGAGCUACAGAGAAACGACAAGCUCUCAGGCCAGUGAAGAUGCUGACUCAUCAUCCGCCCCCAAACCCAAGAAGGAUAAGAAGCCGCUGCGCAGUGCAGACUACAGUCCUCUGAGCGGCCAGGCCGGGGGCUCCUGCUCCUGGAGGCCUGGCAGGAGGGGCCCGUCUUCAGGAGGAUGAGGUUAGAGUUGGAGGCUGAGGUCUGCGUGACCUCCGGCCUCCUUCGUGCAUGCCGACCACCCGGACCGAGCUGGAGACGGACACUGAGCUGAGGAACGAUGCUGCGGGGGUCCAUGCCACCCCCACGCCGGAUCCAGAUGGAAUCUGUGAAGAAGGGCAUUCAGCUCCUGUUCUGUCUUGAGGCUUUUGAUGAAGACUCUUCUGCCAAAGGUCCCGGACCAGCAGGAGGGUCUGAAGGUCCGGGUUCAGGUGCCCCCGCCCCUUAUGUUUGUGUUUCUCUUGUUACAAUAAAAAGCAACCGAACCCAAAA
Molecule: messenger RNA, 1018 nt
Organism: Oryzias melastigma (Indian medaka)
Lineage: Eukaryota; Metazoa; Chordata; Actinopteri; Beloniformes; Adrianichthyidae
Gene: selenos
Product: selenoprotein S
Exons: 6
Coding region: 166-708 (180 amino acids)
Biological process (GO): retrograde protein transport, ER to cytosol; endoplasmic reticulum unfolded protein response
Cellular component (GO): Derlin-1 retrotranslocation complex; Derlin-1-VIMP complex; endoplasmic reticulum membrane
Source: RefSeq, a predicted model, not a curated record